AUGCAAAGAAGAGAUUCGCUUCGCGCACAUAGAUACCACCCAGACCAAUAUCCCUCUACCCGGACACCAUCGUCUUCUUCUUUUUCUUCUUCUUCUACUUCCCCCUCCUCGUCGGCACCGCUACACAACAACAACAACAACAACAACACUACUCUUCCUCCGAUUACCUUCAUUACGGAGUACGCCGGCCGCAGUCGAAGCUCGUUCGCCUCAUCUUCCAAUCCGGUCUCCUGCCCUUCCUCCCCGCACUCAAUCUCUUCCCGUUCUAGCGGCCCAAAGGAGCCUCAAAGUCCUAUCGACGGACAGCCUCUUCUAGGUGCCAUGCGCAGCACGACCGCCGCGCAUCCUUCCUCGUCGUCCUUCAGCCACCGAUCGAAUCCUUCUGUCAUGCCGCACGAACAUGCUUCGGCCUCCGACUCUUACCACUCUGCACCUGCACACUCCAACUCCUCGCACCACGCACGCCCCGUCGAGGACGGCUCCCAUCUCUGGGGUGACGGCAUGAAGGGCAUCUGGCCCAGCCUCACCGGAGCCCCCCACAACAAGUCGCGUGUCAUGGCCGCACCCGCUGCCACCAAGGGAGACCAUCUCGAGCCUGCGCGUCCGUCCGACGUCGAGGCGGCCUCCUCCAUCUGGGACAUUCCGCGCGAGACGAUCACCAUGACCAUGGGCUUUCAGGGACAGUAUGAGGUCCCUUCUCUCCACUCGCAGCCAACCUGGCAGCAGCAGCAGCAGCAAGGACAGCAGCAACAACAGCACAUGCCUUCUUACAACAACGUCGCUGAGGACGGUCAUCAUGCUCAGAUGGACCACCCUUCGUCGUACUCGAGCGUGCCAGCUCCGUCCGGUAUGGCGGGGCCGACAGGAGAGUCGAGAUCGCGCGUCGGCUCGGACGCAGCUGCUUUGGCCGAUCGUCACUAUGCGCGCAGACCCAACUAUCAGCACGGUCGCCCGCUCGAUGCUCCUGCCGACGCCUCCAACGGCGGUCAGUGGUGGCCCGCCGAGUCGCAUGCAGUCGAUGAGGCUUCGGCGCAGGGCUACUACGGCGCCCGCAGGCUUCAGCCGCCCCCGCUCCCCGAGACGCGCUCGGCUCCCCGACCCGGCUGGUCGAAUCCGGGAGGCUUCGAGAUCAGCGGCUACGAGUUUCCGCAGUCGAGCCUUGGCAAGCGCCAGUACGAUGAGGAGACCAUGGGUGCGUCGUCGCAUGGCAACCUUGCCGAUGGAAGCGACGGUGCCGCGCGCAGAUACUCGCUCGCCUCCAACAUGUCGUUUUCUCGACCCUCGGCGCCGGUCGGCAAUGCGAUCAACAGCUAUCGUCCUGCGCACACCGAUCCUCGCCGUCCGUCGUUGCCUUCGGAUCCGUACAAUGUCCAGCAGCCUGCUCCGGCGACGCAGCGCGCGGGCUACUCGUCGUCGCAGCAGUGGAGCCCGUGGGGUGGAGCUUCGUCGCACUCGGGCGUGCCGGCGGGCAUGAGUGCCUCGGCCUCGUCGCCGAGCCUGCCAGGCUGGCGCGACCACGCGCCCAUGCGCUACGGCAUCGAGGCGGGCUAUCCCUCGCCGAGCGGUAUGGCAGGAGGCGACAAGCGCCAGCAGCGCGAUCGAUCGUCGUCGUCGGCGUCGGCGGUGCAGCAGGCCAAUACGCUCGCUAAUACGCCGUACCAGAUCACCACGGACAUCGUGCUGCGUGCGCCUCCGGGCAGCAAGAUGGAGGAUGUCUACUACGAUCAGCACUGCGAGAUGCGCACAGGCAUGCCUGAUCCGCCCGCCUCGGACUUUGAGGUCGAGAACGAGGACGACAGACCGCGAAGGCAGACGGACAAGCUGCGCUUUCCCGGUGACUUGUACACGCCGCGCUGGGUGCGGGGUGCUGGCAAUGCACGCGAGGCGUGGUGCGACCGUUGUGAGAACGGCAACUGGCUGCAACUGAAGAACUCGCAGUACUGGUACGACCAGGUGCACAAGCAUGGCAUCUCGUCCGUCUCGGGUCUUCGUUUCACUGCCCCUACGCAUCUCAAGGUGUACGCCGACGCCGCCGGCACCGUCGAAGGCAAGUGCCACCAGUGCAAGGAGUGGAUCCUCAUCUGCACUGCCAAGCGCCGUCGCAACUUUGCCGCCUUUUUCAAGCACGCACACGCCUGUCACUCGUACCGCAAGGCCAGCGCGGUUGGCAACGGUCCGUACGUCGAGCACAACCCAGGAGGACAUCGCAACAAGAAGGGCCACCACUCGCCCAUGUGA
Messenger RNA from Moesziomyces antarcticus, 2238 nucleotides. RefSeq lists its product as uncharacterized. Bases 1 to 2238 code for a protein of 745 amino acids. Lineage: Eukaryota; Fungi; Basidiomycota; Ustilaginomycetes; Ustilaginales; Ustilaginaceae. The record is from RefSeq and is a predicted model, not a curated record. The transcript has a single exon.